Molecule: messenger RNA, 660 nt
Organism: Ilex paraguariensis (yerba mate)
Lineage: Eukaryota; Viridiplantae; Streptophyta; Magnoliopsida; Aquifoliales; Aquifoliaceae
Source: the annotation of a GenBank genome assembly
AUGUUUGCAUACCUAGAUUGGCACACAGGACUGCGCGCCCAACUGCCUAAUAGCCCAAAUCGGCACCUAGAAUCGCCUACACACCCAAAUUGGCGCCCAGGACCACAUGCCCAGUUGCCUGAUCGCCCAGUGGCAUCGAGACGGAGCAGUGAAGAACUUAUAUUUGGAGGCACAGUGGCUGUCAAUGGGUCUCUGUGCAAUAUACCUCAGACUAAAGUUGAUCCCGCAAGGGAUAUGAUAUACGUCAAUGGGAACCGCCUUCCUAAGAAACUGCCUCCAAAAGUCUAUCUUGCUUUGAACAAGCCAAAAGGAUACAUAUGUUCAUCUGGGGAGAAGGAGACCAAACCAGUGAUAUCAUUAUUUGAAGAGUUGGGAAUUGAUGAUCUUUUGCGGCUUUCCAGUUUUGGAAUGACACAUUAUUGUUGCUUUAUCUGUUUAUUCAAUCACCGUCAUGAUAACAACAAUGUUCUGAUGCUCCAUCUUCUCCUCAAUGACUUGCGUCUUCAUAUUUUUGGUUGUAGAUACAUUGCAACUAUAGAUGGUUUAGUCAAUAAGCGGCACUUAAUAGCCAUCAGUGAGGGAACCGUUAUCGAAGGUGUCCAUUGCACACCAGAUGUUGUGGAGCUACUUCCGCGGCAACCAGAUGUAUCAAGACCUUGA